Molecule: messenger RNA, 1718 nt
Organism: Asparagus officinalis (garden asparagus)
Lineage: Eukaryota; Viridiplantae; Streptophyta; Magnoliopsida; Asparagales; Asparagaceae
Product: serine/threonine-protein phosphatase 7 long form homolog
Exons: 9
Coding region: 123-1718 (531 amino acids)
Biological process (GO): meristem development; meristem maintenance
Source: RefSeq, a predicted model, not a curated record
UGGAUCAAGGGCGAGAAGGAGUGGUCAAGCACAAAAAAUGUAGUCUUUGCAAACAACCGGGACAUACUCGACCUCGUUGUCCAUCUAGACACAAUAGAUAGCAACUAAUUGGUUUGUACACCAUGGAUCCUGGGCCGGUUAGUGAUGAGGUCUUAUAUGACCAGGCUCAGCAUCGUUCACAUAUUAUAUCCUGUACAGAGAGAGGUCCGAGUAUCGUUAUGGUUGAUCAUAGCCUCAGCCAUAGCCGUUGGCGGUUAGAGGAUGAGCGUAUCAUAGCAGCUGUGGGACGGGCCGGCUUCUUGACUUGUUCAAAGCUUCGUUGGAUAAAGCUCGAUUGGCCCCUACUGAUUGCGUUGAUGGAUAGAUGGAGACCUGAGACCAAUACUUUCCACUUCCGAAUGGGUGAGGCUACCAUUACUCUACAAGAUGUAUCCGUGAUACUCGGUCUCCGUAUAGAUGGUCCGUGCAUUACCGGCACUGAUAGUGAUGUAUGGCCUCGAAGAUGUGAGGAGUUGUUAGGUGUAGCUCCAGAGACUAUGCCUAGAGGAACUAUUAAGUUGAAGUGGUUGAGAGAGACCUUCUCAGUACCGUUGCCUGUUGAUGCCCCACAAAUUUUGGUUGACCAACAUGCACGUGCAUACAUUAUGCACAUGAUUGGUACUAUAUUAUUUCCAGAUUCAAGUAAAGAUAAAGUGCAUGCGAGGUGGUUACCACUCCUCGAGGACUUGGACGUAUGUGGUACAAAAUCGUGGGGUAGUGCUGUUUUGGCGUAUUUAUAUAGAGAGAUGUCAAAAGUGGCACUUAUGCAAAACAGUGAGCUUAAAGGGUGUCUAAGCUUAUUGCAAGUAUGGGCAUGGGAGAGACUUCAUUUGAAGCCAAGACUAUGCACGCAUUUACAAUUAGAUGGACAAAUUCCACUGGGAUGCAGAUGGAAUGUCGAAAAAUGCUAUGACGAGACCCCGGCUAGACAAUUGGAUUUCUACCGGAAUGAGCUUGACCGUAUGAAGAUUUUUCAGAUGGAAUGGGAGCCCUACACCCAAUUUCUACCUCAGCUACCCCCAAUAUGCACAGAAUACCAAGUUGUAUGGAGAGCUAGAGUUCCUCUUAUAUGUUUGGAGAUAGUAGAAAUGCAUGUACCGGACCGCGUGCUUCGACAAUAUGGUCUUGCACAACAUGUUCCGCAGUUUGUUGAAAAGAUAGAGAGGAAGGCAAAGAAAGGAGGCCAACAAAUAAACUGGAUGAUCGUGCAUCAAGCUUUUAUACACAAAUGGAAUGAUAGGCAUUUUUGUAUUGUCAACCAAAUUGAACCAACUCCUCGGGAAUCAGAUUACUACACUUGGUAUUGGGGCAUAACUCGAAGAUGGAUACUUCAUUCGACCACAAUACCGGUUGAGUCGCAAAGAGGAUAUGUGCCCCGGGGUAUAGAUGAGAGAGAAUUAGUAUCAGCAAUAGAUGAAGUUCAAACUCUUGCAAAUCGUGGUUUGGAAUUGGCUCGAGCAGGUAGAAAUCCCGAAACACAUGAACAUGUAUCAAUAUAUCAGGCUAUAAUGCAGAGGCUUCAAAGCCUUACACACCGAACUCACGAAGAUCGUCAUGAUGGACGGGAGGAACGGCUUGAAAUGCAGCCAGAAAGUGCACAAAAGUGUGCACAGCAAGUGCACGGGACUGCUAGUCCCGUGCACUUGCUGUGCACCUGGUGUCGAGUCCUCUCUGCUUAA